AUGAUCUUGGCCUUGAGCAUUGCGGUCCCAGUUGAGAUCUUCAUGAUAGUUGCCUUUAGCAUUGAUAGAGCUAAAAUUUCAAAGUGGUCAGCAUCCGCAACUGCUCUGGGUAUUGCUAUACUCAUCUGUGAGUAAUAAAAUGGCUACAUUUUUUUUUUUCAAAAAGGAUGAGGGUGCUCUAAAUAUUUCAUAAACUAAAAAAUAAAUCAAUAGAAAAUAAAACACAUAUUUUUAUAUGUCUUAACUAAUAUUUAUGAAAAUUAAAUAGCUUUGCAUUUAUUAAAAAUCGUUUAGCUAAGUCUUGAGAGGAAGAGGGGCAUAAAUCGCUUAAAUUCCCUACUCAUUGGAUCAAUUAUAGGCAUAGCCAUGCUGAGUAUUGACUUCUGUCAUAAAUGGAGCGGGUACUGGGCAGUUAUUUCCUUUGGGGAAUUGUAA
Messenger RNA from Blepharisma stoltei, 435 nucleotides. The record is from the annotation of a GenBank genome assembly. NCBI's taxonomy places the organism in Eukaryota, Ciliophora, Heterotrichea, Heterotrichida, Blepharismidae.